UGCCGCGCAGUGUGCGAAUCACUUUCCCCCCGGAGGCACGGCCGCUCAGCGGCGCGCCCGGUCCACUAUGGGGGGCUCCCACGCCCCCAGCACCUCCGGCAUCGUCACGGCCAAGCCCGGCUCGCCGGUGGCCGGCGGGAACGGCGGUGCUGCUUCCUCCUCCUCGUCGUCGGGGGCCCGGCCAGCCUACGGCGGCUGCAAGAACGGGGCCCUGAUGGACAGCUUCGGCAUCUUCCUUCAGGGGCUGCUCGGGGUGGUGGCCUUCAGCACUCUCAUGCUGAAACGCUUCAGAGAACCAAAGCAUGAAAGACGGCCUUGGAGGAUAUGGUUUUUGGAUACUUCAAAACAAGCCAUAGGGAUGUUGUUCAUCCACUUUGCCAAUGUGUAUUUAUCAGAUCUUACUGGAGAGGACCCUUGUUCACUGUACCUCAUCAACUUUCUGUUAGAUGCCACUUUAGGAAUGCUGCUAAUUUAUGCUGGUGUGCGGGCAGUAAGUAGCAUUGUUGAAUGGCGGCAAUGGGAGUCUCUUCGCUUUGGUGAAUAUGGUGACCCGCUGCAGUGCGGUGCUUGGGUGGGCCAGUGUGCAUUGUACAUAGUGAUCAUGAUGUUUGAGAAAACAAUCAUCAUUGUAGUCCUCCUAAUACCUCAAUGGAAAGAGGUAGCUUUGUUGAAUCCUAUAGAGAACCCUGAGUUGGAGCUAGCUAUUGUCAUGCUGAUAGUCCCCUUCUUUGUAAAUGCAUUAAUGUUCUGGGUAGUUGAUAAUUUCCUUAUGAAGAAAGGGAAGACGAAAGCUAAGCUUGAAGAGAAAGAAGGAGGACUAGAUUCAAGGAAUGGAAGCAAAGUUCGGUACAGGAGAGCAGCCUCACAUGAGGAAUCUGAGUCAGAGAUCCUUAUUUCAGCAGAUGAUGAAAUGGAAGAGUCUGAUGUUGAAGAAGAUCUUCGAAGACUUACGAAUUUAAAGUCUAUUAAGAAAAAGAAGCAUCGAUUUGGUCUGCCUGUAUGACAGAUUCUGUAGCCUGUAAAAUUGCAGGUUUUUAUGACAGGAUUUUCCAUGGUCAGUGGAUUUUCACUUUGCAUCAAUAUGCCUAUUGCCUGGAAACUGAUUCAAGAAAGAUCUGUAAACAGAAUGCAGAAGGUUAAACAAUGUACCUGUUCAGUUGCACUAUGGAAACACUGACCAAAUAUGCAAGUCUUACCAGGUGUGGGAAAAUACUGGGCAACAAUGGGAUUUGGAUAUGACCGUUCAGAAGAAACCAUGGAACAUCACCGUUUCAGCCCUGGCUCCUGAAUCAGGCAGUUAAAGAGAUUUGGAAAGAGACAUCAGGAUUAACAAAAUUUGAAUCAGUAUGUUUUAUUACUAAAACUGGCUUUUUGCAACUUAUUCCUAGAACAGAAUAGUUUUAU
Gekko japonicus is the source of this 1404-nucleotide messenger RNA. Its product is annotated as store-operated calcium entry regulator STIMATE-like. The record is from RefSeq and is a predicted model, not a curated record. Gene Ontology annotation, biological process: activation of store-operated calcium channel activity. Gene Ontology annotation, molecular function: calcium channel regulator activity. Gene Ontology annotation, cellular component: cortical endoplasmic reticulum; membrane. NCBI's taxonomy places the organism in Eukaryota, Metazoa, Chordata, Lepidosauria, Squamata, Gekkonidae. The transcript is spliced from 8 exons. The coding region runs from base 68 to 1003 and encodes 311 amino acids.